AUUAUUUUGGAUAUUCUCCAGCCAAAGCCGUUUCAGAGGUAGAGGAGAUUCAACCUCAGGACGAUAAAAGCUUCCGUGUCUCGAAAACAGACACCUCGCUUCCGACUUGCUUUUGUAUUUAAACCAUGGUUCCCUCUAUCGACUGAACUCCUCAUUGAGAAAGAACUGUUUCCCGUGGCCCAUCGUUUUUUAUAGCCUAGCUAGCAUUGGAGGUUACAAUUAAUACCCGUAAGCACAAACCGGAAAUACUCAAAACAAACAAAGCAAAAUGAAUAUGUCAGGUAUGGAUAUGUCAGGGAUGGAUAUGGGCUCCACCACCUCGUCAUCGGCAAUGCAAAUGACAAUGACCCACUCCAGUGCAUCUGCAACGUCAACGGGUAUGGAUAUGUCAGGUAUGACCAUGUCCAUGUCAUCUGCAAGCAUGGCUGGUAUGCCUAGUAUGUCAAUGGACAUGUCCGGCACGGCUACCUCUGCCACAGCGAGCGCAACAUCGACAAUGGACAUGUCUGGAAUGGACAUGGGCGCCGGGAACAAGAGCUCUAUGUCGAUGACCAUGUGGAUGACAACCAAAUAUCAGAACACGCCAGUGUUUUUCAGAAGCUUGGAUGCGCAUUCGGGAGCUGCUGCGUUUGGUAUCUUUUGCGUGUUGUUCUUCUGUUCCUUCUUUUUCAGAGGAUUGAUCUUCUUGAGCUCCUACUUGGAACAGGCUGUUUUCCAUAACUACUCCAACACCAUCAUAGUCGAGGAAGACUGCGACUGCGGCCCUGCCGAUGACAAAGCAAGUCCUGCUCCAACAGUCCCAAACUCUCCUCCAUUCGGUGAAGUUAUGAAGAAACUCUUCUGGAUGGGUCCACGUGAAUUGAUGAACGAUGUCAUUAGAUUACUUUUAGCAUUUACGAUUGUCAUGUUCGGUUACGCCAUUAUGCUUGCUGCCAUGAGCUUUGUCAUUCUCUAUUUCUUUGCCAUAUGUCUUGGUCUGUCUUUUGGUGAAAUAUUCUUUAACAGAUUGUCCAUCAUACUGAACAUCAAUAAAUCAUUUGGUGCAUGCAGUGGUCUGCAUUGAGUC
Messenger RNA from Pichia membranifaciens NRRL Y-2026, 1066 nucleotides. RefSeq lists its product as hypothetical. The transcript has a single exon. Bases 269 to 1063 code for a protein of 264 amino acids. Gene Ontology annotation, molecular function: copper ion transmembrane transporter activity. Gene Ontology annotation, cellular component: plasma membrane. The record is from RefSeq and is a predicted model, not a curated record. Lineage: Eukaryota; Fungi; Ascomycota; Pichiomycetes; Pichiales; Pichiaceae. Gene Ontology annotation, biological process: copper ion transmembrane transport; intracellular copper ion homeostasis.